Molecule: messenger RNA, 1033 nt
Organism: Anopheles coustani
Lineage: Eukaryota; Metazoa; Arthropoda; Insecta; Diptera; Culicidae
Gene: Prosalpha4
Product: proteasome subunit alpha type-7-1
Exons: 1
Coding region: 109-858 (249 amino acids)
Biological process (GO): ubiquitin-dependent protein catabolic process
Cellular component (GO): proteasome core complex, alpha-subunit complex; nucleus; proteasome core complex
Source: RefSeq, a predicted model, not a curated record
UGUGGCAUUACAAGCAAUCAAAAUCCGCACUCUCAUCGCAAGUUGUUCUGCACUGCUAGUGGCGUGCUUGGAAAAACAUUCAUUUAGAAAGAAUAUUUGUGCUGAAAGAUGUCGUCCCGCUACGAUCGUGCUAUUACUGUGUUCUCACCGGACGGCCAUCUGUUGCAGGUCGAGUAUGCUCAGGAAGCGGUUCGCAAAGGGUCCACCGCCAUUGGCGUCCGCGGGAAGGAUGUUGUUGUGCUUGGCGUGGAAAAGAAGUCGGUAGCGAAGCUGCAGGAAGAGCGUACGGUGCGUAAAAUCUGCCUGCUCGAUCACCACGUAGUGAUGGCUUUCGCCGGGCUUACGGCCGACGCCAGAGUGCUGAUCAAUCGCGCCCAAGUCCAGUGCCAGUCGCACAAGCUGUCCGAGGAGGAUCCCGUAACGCUGGAGUACAUCACCCGGUACAUCGCGGAGCUGAAACAAAAACACACCCAAAGCAACGGCCGUCGUCCGUUCGGCAUUUCGUGCCUCAUCGGUGGCUUCGAUUACGAUGGGGUACCGCACCUGUACAAAACGGAACCAUCCGGCGUCUACUGCGAGUGGAAGGCAAACGCUACCGGCCGGUCGGCGAAGACGGUACGCGAGUUUCUCGAGGAACACUACUCGCCGGAAGCAGUAAGUACGGAAAAAGGAACCAUCACCCUGGCCAUCAGAGCGCUGCUGGAGGUCGUACAGUCGGGACAGAAGAACCUCGAGGUGGCGGUCAUGAAGCGCGAUGAACCGAUGCGAAUGCUGGAUGCACAAACCAUCGAGGAGUACGUUAAAAAGAUCGAACAGGACAAGGAGGAAGAGGCAGAGAAGAAAAAGGCAAAGAAAUGAUUUAUCAAAUGUAUCACCUCGAAGCUCUGCAUUGUUGUGCUUAGUUACGCCUAAACGGAAGGUUCGGGAGCAUCAAGUCUGAAGUGGAGGGUUUAAAAUACAUCUUAUUCUAAUUGAUAAAAUCAAUUGUCAGUUCUUUCUUUUGAAUACAAUAAAGUAAGGUAAUUUUCGGAAA